This is a messenger RNA of Jaculus jaculus (lesser Egyptian jerboa), 1645 nucleotides long. It is a transcript of the gene Snap23, whose product is annotated as synaptosome associated protein 23. Gene Ontology annotation, molecular function: SNAP receptor activity; syntaxin-1 binding. The record is from RefSeq and is a predicted model, not a curated record. Bases 144 to 779 code for a protein of 211 amino acids. Gene Ontology annotation, cellular component: plasma membrane; synaptobrevin 2-SNAP-25-syntaxin-1a-complexin I complex. Lineage: Eukaryota; Metazoa; Chordata; Mammalia; Rodentia; Dipodidae. The transcript has 8 exons. Gene Ontology annotation, biological process: exocytosis; synaptic vesicle fusion to presynaptic active zone membrane; synaptic vesicle priming.
GCAGGCGCAACAAGCGCCCUGCGGCCGGGUCCGCUGCGGUCUCGCAGAGACUGAGCUGCGGGAGGGCAGGAGAGCAGUGACCGGAAGAAGCCGCUCGAACAUCUACAUUUUCACUUCUGUGCCUGGUAGAGUUUUGAUUCAUCAUGGAUAAUCUGUCACCAGAAGAAAUUCAGCUGAGGGCUCACCAAAUUACUGAUGAGUCUCUGGAAAGUACGAGGAGAAUCCUGGGUUUAGCCAUUGAGUCUCAGGAUGCAGGAAUCAAGACCAUCACUCUACUGGAUGAGCAGGGGGAACAAUUAAACCGCAUAGAAGAAGGCAUGGACCAAAUAAAUAAAGACAUGAGAGAGGCCGAGAAGACUUUGACAGAACUCAACAAGUGCUGUGGACUCUGCGUAUGCCCUUGUAAUCGAACAAAGAACUUUGAGUCUGGAAAGGCCUAUAAGGCAACGUGGGGAGAUGGUGGAGGCAAUUCACCUAACAGUGUUGUUUCGAAGCAACCAGGCCGAGUAACCAAUGGUCAACCUCAGCAGACCUCCACAGGAGCAGCUAGCGGUGGAUACAUUAAACGCAUAACUAAUGAUGCUAAAGAAGAUGAGAUGGAAGAAAACCUGACUCAAGUGGGCAGUAUCCUUGGAAAUCUAAAGAACAUGGCUCUGGAUAUGGGCAAUGAAAUUGAUGCUCAAAAUCAACAAAUACAGCGGAUCACAGAAAAGGCGGACACCAACAAAGAUCGUAUCGACAUUGCCAAUACAAGAGCAAAGAAACUCAUUGACAGCUAAAGCUUCUGCUGUACUGGUUUUCCAGUUCUUCAGUUUUCUAGCUUCUCUUCCUGUCGUCAACUUUUCAGAGUCUGAAAUUUUGUUCCCACAGUCUUCUAAUGGAAGACAGUGUGAAAGAAGCACCAGAGGAGUAACAGGCUCCGACCCUUUUUAUUUUCUGUGUCUUUUGAGGGUAGACUACUGCUCAGCUGUCGUUAGACUAUUUUCUUUCUCGUCAUGCGCUCUUCGACUGCUACUGUACAUCUGCACAGUGUCUUCAUCCUCUUCACUUCAGUAGGUUCUUUUGCUCUGGAGAUUUGGAGGCAUUGCCAAAGAUAGCCACAAGAAAGGCAGCUUUGGGAGUGGCUUUCUGAUUAGUUUGGUAAAGGACAAGAAUAAGGAGUGAGAUGGUUAUCACCUCAGCAAAAUUCCACUCCCCCACCCCAACACAAAGUUACAUGGCCACAAUAAUGAUCUAGUUGGGUUAUUUUAUUUUAUUUUUAUUUUGAGGUCAGGUCUCACUCUAGCCUAAGUUGACCUGGAAUUCCCUAUGUAGUCUCAGGCUGGCCUCUAACUCACGGCGAUCCUUCUACCUCGGCCUCCUGAGUUCUGGAAUUAAAGGCAUGCAUCACCACACCCAGCUAUUUUUUACAUUAAGUUACAGUUUUUGUCACAUAAGGCUAAUGUUUUGUUUGUUUUGGAGCUUUUAUACAUAAUAUUUUUUGUGAUACAUUGUUAUUUUACAACCUGUGCUCCAAAGAGAAUAGAAUGGGUUUUCUUAAAGUAAACUUAAUUUCUUAAAUCUCAGUGAUUCAUAUAUAUAUAUAUAUAUAUAUACAUAGAUUCUGUGAUCCUAUUACAUAUUGCACAUUCAGGAACUUUGUACA